Metarhizium brunneum ARSEF 3297 is the source of this 216-nucleotide messenger RNA. RefSeq names its product Glucose-repressible protein. The record is from RefSeq and is a predicted model, not a curated record. NCBI's taxonomy places the organism in Eukaryota, Fungi, Ascomycota, Sordariomycetes, Hypocreales, Clavicipitaceae.
AUGGAGUCUGUCAAGCAAGCCGCCAACUACGUCUCUGAGACUGUUCAGGGUGCCGUGUCUGGUGCCAGCCACGAGGCGAACAAGGAGGUUGCCAAGGACAGCAACGCCAAUGUUGGCACUCGUUUGAGUGCGGCCAAGGACGCCGUCGGUGACAAGAUCGACCAGAACGCCCACGAUGGCAAGGCCGAGGUCCACAAGCAGGCUGCCAAGAACUAA